Molecule: messenger RNA, 1099 nt
Organism: Leptopilina boulardi
Lineage: Eukaryota; Metazoa; Arthropoda; Insecta; Hymenoptera; Figitidae
Exons: 5
Coding region: 395-904 (169 amino acids)
Source: RefSeq, a predicted model, not a curated record
AAAAAUAAUGUCAUAGUUAUAUUUUUAUGGUUAUUUGAAUUAAAGAAAAUCAAAUUUAAUCAAAUUUCGAUAUUUUACUUUUAAUAUCUGUAAAUAAUUUAUUUUAUUUAAUGAAUAAAUGGAGCCGUAAAUUUUUAAAAUAAUUGUUUAAUUAAUGAAAUCUUUUUAAUAUUAAUUAUUUUCUCUGCAUAUUUUUCAUGGAUAAAAAACAAACAAUCGAUUAGAAAUGUCAACCUUAAAUUUUUUGUUGUUUAAAAAAAUGUUCGAGUAAAAUUUUAAUGAAGGUGAAAGGAUUAAAAAUAAAUUUCUAUUAAAAUAAAAUUAAUCAUUGAAUUCUACACGAAUAAUUAAUAUUCCAAGUUUUGAAAAAGUGUGAAAGCAAAAAUUAAAAACAAUGAGAAUUCGAGGUCGAAGGAAAAUUGAACAAGGUGGUGGAUUUUUGCCGAUUGGUCGAUUUGCAUGCUCAAUUUGCGACCACUCUAUAAUGGGGAGUUCUGUCUAUGUGAUUAUGUUGGGCCUGAUUGGGACCAUAAUCACUGCCUAUGAUAUAAUUCGAAUUAUGAAUAAUAUACAACCAAAAUCACCACCACGAUCUGGAGAAGAUAAAAAAAAUGUUCCAGUGGAUGUCGAAAGAGAUUUGAAAUUAAUGACUUGCAUUCUCGCAAUCGAACAUUAUUCUCUUAUUAUGCUUGGAGCAAUAACAGACUAUCCAAUGUUACACACUCCAUGGCUACUGAUGCAAUUAUGCAUUAUGAUUGUGGAAAUUAUAGUAUUUUUCGUUCGACUAUUUUUAGAUGGGCUUCAUGUAAAAAGAGAUGAAAUAUUUUUGGCAAUAUGGUCACUACAUAAUUGGCUUCAAGUUUUUUGUUUAUUUCAUCGACAAGCACGAAGUCCAAUAAACUGACUCUUUAUUAGAAGAACCCUAAUAAAUUUCAAAACAAAAAUUUCCUAAUUUUUGAGAAAAUUCAAAAAAAUAUUACAGAAUAUUGUUAAAUUUUUUAUAAAUGUUUAAAUUCAUUCGAAAGUCAUAAAUUUAAAAAACAUUUGUACUGUUUUAAAAGUGAUGUAUUAAUAAUAAAUAAAAAAAAAUAUAUAUCAA